Molecule: messenger RNA, 2544 nt
Organism: Durio zibethinus
Lineage: Eukaryota; Viridiplantae; Streptophyta; Magnoliopsida; Malvales; Malvaceae
Product: Tetratricopeptide repeat (TPR)-like superfamily protein
Molecular function (GO): protein binding
Source: RefSeq, a predicted model, not a curated record
CUUCUGCGCCAAUCGGCAAUUGCAAAAAUGGGAUAGUAAUAGACCACUGCCGGUUGGACUUGGACCUUUAAUUGAGCCCAAAUGCCCAAGUGCGGUACCCUACCGGAACACUUUAAACGACUUUGUUUUGCUGUAUUCGUUUUUACCUUCUGACAUCUGCUUAACAAAAAUUAUUUUCUCCAGCGACAGAAUCUAAACUGAAUUCAAAUGCAACCAUUUUCAACUCUAACACCAAAAACAAGAAAAACCCGUUCUUCUUCUAAUUGGAGAAAUCAAAUCGAACAAUCCAAGCUGGUUUCCCAAGUCUCUUCUAUUCUCUUACAAAGGCAUAACUGGGCACCACUUCUUCAAACUCUCAAUCUCUCCUCCAAACUAACCCGAACUCUCAUCCUCCAGAUCCUCCGCAAAACCCAACAUCACCCUCAGAUCUCUCUAACUUUCUACAAGUGGGUCAAAACCCAUUUGGGUUUUAAGCCAGACCUCAAGUCCCAAUGCCAUAUCAUCCAAAUUGCAGUCGGGUCGGAUCUUUCCCGACCAGUAGAGCCCAUUUUAAACUCUCUGACUCAGUCCUAUCCUGCACCAAUAGUUGCUGAUUCUAUGAUUCAAGCUUGCAAAGGUAAAAAUUUUCAAUGUAGUGCUUUAAGUUCGGUCAUUAAAUCUUAUUCGGAAAAGGGUCUUUUUAUGGAAGCAUUAGAGGUGUUUAAGAAAAUGAGAAGUCACGAGUUAACCCCUUCAAUAAGUGCUAGUAAUGCGCUGCUUGAUGCUUUAAAUAGAGGAAAUGAGUUAAAACUAGCUUGGUGUCUUUUAGGUGCCAUGAUUCGAUUUGGUGUUGACCCUGAUCAAUUUUCAUGGUCAUUGAUUGCUCAAAUUCUUUGUAAAAAUGGGAAUUUUGAGAAGGUUGUUAGAUUGCUGGAGAAGGGCAUUUAUAAUUCUGAAAUUUAUGAUCUUGUUAUAGAUUUUUAUAGCAGAAGUGGGGAUUUUGAAGCCGCAUUUAAUCAAAUAAAUGAGAUGUACAACAGAAAACUCGAUACUCGGUUUUGUACCUAUAGCUCAGUUCUUGAUGGGGCUUGUAAAUAUAAUGAUAGAGAAGUGAUUGAGAGGAUAAUAAAAAUGAUGAUAGAGAAGCAAUUACUUCCCAGAUGCCAAUUUUCGGAAAAUGAUUUGAUCAUUCAAAAGCUUUGUGAUUUGAGGAAGACACAUGCGGCUGAAAUGUUGUUUAAGAAGGCUCGUAGUAAGAGUAUUAGAUUACAGGAUGAUACUUAUGGGUCUAUGUUAAAGGCAUUGUCCCAGGUUGGAAGAAUUGAUGAAGCAAUUAAAAUGUAUUGUAUGACAUUGAAAAGGGGAAUUAUGGUGAAUAAGAGCUGCUAUUAUGCAUUUGUGAAUGUUCUUUGCAAGGAAGAUCAGUCUGAUGAUGGAUGUGGACUGUUAGUGGACAUUAUGAAAAAAGGAUAUAAUCCUUGUGCUUCCCAGUUGUCCAAAUAUAUAACAUCACAGUGUAGAAAAAGUAAUUGGAGAAAAGUUGAAGAACUCUUGGAUCUAAUGCUAGAGAAAGGGUUAUUGCCUGAUUCAUAUGGUUGUUGCUCGUUGAUGGAGUAUUAUUACUUUAAUAGACAGAUGAAUAAAGUUGUUGCAUUCCAUGAUAAGAUGGAGAAAAUGAAGGGCUGUUUGGAUGUAACAACAUACAACUUGAUUCUUGAUGGACUUUGGAGAGAAAAGAAAGCCGAAGAAGCAAUCAGGGUGUUUGAUUAUAUGAAAGGGUUGAACUUGGUCAAUAGUGCAAGUUUUACAAUAAUGAUUCGUGAGCUCUGCCACAUGAAGGAAAUGAGAAAAGCUAUGAAAAUUCAUGAUGAAAUGUUGAAUAUGGGGCUUAAACCUGAUAAAGGUACAUAUAGGCGAUUGAUUUCUGGAUUUAAGACUAGUAAUAGGUUGUUAGUGAAUGGACUGAAAGCAUGAAUCUCACUCCAUUUAGAUAAUGCGGUAGGACAUCAUUCUUACAUUUUCUCUCAUUAUUAUUGUAAAUUAUACUGCCUGGAUUAUGUAAGGAUGUUUUAUGAUAUGAAAAUGCUGAUUAUGUAAGGGUAGAUGUCUCAUGAAAUGAAAACGCUGAUUUAUGAGCUUAUGAAAAAUUUGUAUGUUCCAUUUGUUAUUAGUCGAUUGCUCGCGUUGCGUUGAAGAUUAAAGCUCGAAUGAAGCUAUUAAAUAUAGAAGCAACAUGAGUAAAGUUAGCCUAUUCCUCCACCAAGUACAGGGGCUCUUUUUGUUACAUCAGGAUCUGCAGUUGCUCAAAGUAUGAGAGGAAUUAAUGAAUGAAAUUAUUUGGACAGCCAAAAUCCAGAAUCUGGUUUUGAAAUUAGUCCCACCCACGCUUGACGCUUGCACAAAAGUCAAAUGUGAGGCUGUGGAGCGUGGGCCAUUUGAUUCUGGCUGCCGCAACCCAAUUCCGGUGCACUAUGGGUCUGGAUCAAGUAUAGCAUUUUCUCCUAGGCCCAAAGUUAAAGAUCUCUCUAGCAUAGCAAACUGCGGCUUGUUGAACCCAAUGUCAAG